AUGCCAAGUGGCAGCUACCUACCAUGCAUGGCCGCCGAUUUCCUGAUGCAGCUGGACGGGGGAUCUGCGGAACAUCGGGCAUGUCAUUCCUACUUCUGGAAUAGUGGAGUCCUCGCCAGCACCUCUAGAACCUGCGUCGCGGCGAAGCGUGGGGGCAUCGUGAAGAAGGAGCAGCGCAUUCGGUUGGCAUGCCUACUUUCCAGAAGUGGGAGCAAUACCACCGAGCUCCUGCGCGGACGGGGACGACGAGGACGUCUUUGCCAGACGCGAUUGGGACCUGUCAGCACGUUGCAGUACGCGAAGACCUCUAGGUGCCUUUGA
This is a messenger RNA of Prorocentrum cordatum, 321 nucleotides long. The record is from the annotation of a GenBank genome assembly. Lineage: Eukaryota; Dinophyceae; Prorocentrales; Prorocentraceae.